AGAGAGAUUGGAAACAGUGCAGAACAAAGUACAAAAACUUAAAACAUGAAUAUAAGAUUGUAAGAAUGGCUCAAGACCAAGGAAUAACUAAGAGUAUGAAAUUUUUUACUGAGCUGGAUGCCAUUUUGGGACACAAUAAAACAGAAAAAUCACAAGAACAGGAAUUCCAAGAUGGAGAACAAGCCACAGGAUGUGCCAAUGUAAAAAGAGAAGAGGAUCGGACAGUCAUUGCUGGAGAAGCAGCUGAAGAUGAUUUAGUCAGUAAUAUGUCAGAAGACCUAAGAGAGAGAGAAGUAAAACAAAGUCCUGGCACAGAGGAAGACACUGUAAGUACAGCCUCAGAAGAGGUGGACAGCCCCACAGCACUACAGAGUAUCACUGGGUCAGGUAAUCAUAUUCCUUUAGAAGAUGCUAAAAAUCAUUUACAGAUUAUAACAGUGAGCGACACAGAGGCUGGAAAACACUGGUGUGACAAUGAGGUCAGAGCGCUUAUACACAUAUGGUCUGAUGAAAAAAUUAAGCAAACGCUUGAAAGGGCCACAAGAAACAAAGAAAUAUUUGAGGAAAUUGCCAGAAGACUAAUGCAGUUUGGAAUAGACAGAGACUGGAAACAAUGUCGUACCAAAUACAAAAAUUUAAAAUAUGAAUACAGAGUUUUACAAAAGAAAAAUGGCAACCCUCAAAGAAAAAUGAGAUUUUAUGAAGAAGUUGACUGCAUCUUAAGAGGACCAGCUCUCAGAACUGCCAAAUGGAAACAUGAAUUUUUUGAAGGUCACGCCAAAAACCCAAGAACUCUGAGCAUCAAAAGAAAAGCACAUGAAGAUGAACCAGUGUCUGUAUCUCUUAAGAAAACUGCUCCUGAGAUCACUGCAAAUCGGUUUCCUCAGAGCAUAACACAACGAAAAGAUUCUACAGAAUGUUUCUACAGACAGGAGACCCCCUACGUGAUCCAACUUCAUCAGAGCCCUGCCUCUGUUCCCAGCGCGGCGUUUGCCCCCAGCCCACGCAGGAUAAUGGCUACAGCUGAGGUGCUGAAUAUUGGUAAAAAACUCUAUGAGGGUAAAACAAAAGAAGUCUAUGAAUUGCUAGAUAGUCCAGGAAAAGUCCUCCUUCAGUCCAAGGACCAGAUUACAGCAGGAAAUGCAGCCAGAAAGAAUCACCUGGAAGGAAAAGCUGCAAUCUCAAAUAAAACUACCAGUUGUAUUUUUCAGUUGUUACAAGAAGCAGGUAUCAAAACUGCUUUCACCAGAAAAUGUGGGGAGACAGCUUUCAUUGCACCUAAGUGUGAAAUGAUUCCAAUUGAAUGGGUUUGCAGAAGAAUAGCAACGGGUUCUUUUCUCAAAAGAAAUCCUGGUGUCAAGGAAGGAUAUAAGUUUUACCCACCUAAAGUGGAGAUGUUUUUCAAGGAUGAUGCCAAUAAUGAUCCACAGUGGUCUGAAGAACAGCUAAUUGCUGCAAAAUUUUGCUUUGCUGGACUUGUUAUAGGCCAAACUGAAGUGGAUAUCAUGAGUCAUGCUACACAGGCUAUUUUUGAAAUACUGGAGAAAUCUUGGUUGCCCCAGAAUUGUACACUGGUUGACAUGAAGAUUGAAUUUGGUGUUGAUGUAACCACCAAAGAAAUUGUUCUUGCUGAUGUUAUUGAUAAUGAUUCCUGGAGACUCUGGCCAUCAGGAGAUCGAAGCCAACAGAAAGACAAACAGUCAUAUCGUGACCUCAAAGAAGUAACUCCUGAAGGGCUCCAGAUGGUAAAGAAAAAUUUUGAGUGGGUUGCAGAAAGAGUAGAGUUGCUUCUGAAAUCAGAAAGUCAGUGCAGAGUUGUAGUAUUAAUGGGCUCAACUUCGGAUCUGAGUCACUGUGAAAAAAUCAAGGCGGCUUGUGGAAAAUUUGGCAUUCCAUGUGAACUUCGGGUAACAUCUGCCCAUAAAGGACCAGAUGAAACUCUGAGAAUUAAAGCAGAGUAUGAAGGGGAUGGCAUUCCUACUGUAUUUGUGGCAGUGGCAGGCAGAAGCAAUGGUUUAGGACCAGUGAUGUCUGGUAACACUGCAUACCCAGUGAUCAACUGUCCUCCACUCACUCCAGACUGGGGAGCUCAGGAUGUGUGGUCUUCUCUUCGACUACCCAGUGGUCUUGGCUGUUCAACCAUACUGUCCCCAGAAGGAUCAGCUCAGUUUGCUGCUCAGAUAUUUGGAUUAAACAACCAUUUGGUAUGGGCCAAACUGCGAGCAAAUAUAUUGAACACAUGGAUUUCCUUGAAACAGUCUGACAAGAAAAUCCGAGAGGGCAAUUUAUAAGAACAUCAUUGUUUUGGGGUUUUUUUUGUUUGUUUGUUUGCUUUUAGGAGAAAAACUACAUUUCUUGUUUAGCUUCAGAAAAAAAAAAUCAAAACAAAAUUUUUUAAAUCAGAGAAAACAAUUUACUAGUGAAUAAAUGCUUUUCUAGAUUCAUGGGUUAGUAGACUAUAUGGACAUAAUUAUUAGCAUUUCUUUAGAGGAAGUGAAAUUACUGUAAGAAUACUUUUAAAAUCUCUUUAGCUAUUGUAUGGUCAUUGUUAGGUAGAUAACAAUCGGAUAUAUUUCUUAAAUGCUAAUAAUGUCCUAUUGUCGAGCUCUAAAGUUACUACUUGACCUUCUUGAAUCUCAACCCAUAAGUUUUAGAAGGUUAAAAUGCCUAUAUCUUAGAGUGAUAAGAGAAAAAUAUAGUCAGUCCUCUUUUACAUUAUGAUCUUUACAAAAUCCUAAGGGCAUGUUGUUUUAUUUGCAGUCAGUAUCUCAGAAUAGAUGUGUAUUUAGCUGUAGACAGAGAUGCUGCUUUGUUUUGUUUUUGCUUGUUUUCUUAAGAAAAGUUGAGAUGGGUGUUAGGGGUAGGAAAGACUAAGUAGGAUAAAGGGAUACUGUGGAAGCCAUGGAAAGGGGACUUUUCUGAGAACUUUUCUGCUGGUGUUAGGGCAAUUCCCCAUGGAAAAAAAAAGUACAGCGUGAAUCACCUUUGCCAUUCCAAAUGAAAGAUUUACUUAGCUAUUAUGGGUGCCUCUGUGAUCCUAAAAUUCUUUUAAUUCUGAUAAUGCAUGUUUCAGCCAAACUAACAAUCCUCAGCCUAAUGUCAUUUUUGAAAACUGGAAUCUCCUAGUUGAUAACCAUUAAGUAGUUUCUUUCUUACAACAGAAGUCUCAGCAGGGUACCCAGUGAGAUUCACCUCUAAGAGAGCAGUUGUUACUGAGAGGUGUUACAGUUCAUCAUCAAUCUGUAAGCCAUAUUUGGAAGUCACUGUUAGGUUGUACAGUCCUGAGUACUUUUUAUAGAUCACUAAACUUUAAUCUGAAUGUCCAUGAACCCCUUAAAACUUCCAGGUAAAAUUUUACAUAUAUGUUCACAUUUAUAAAAAUGGGGCAACCAUAGUUUUUAUCCAAAAGACCUGCAUCCUCAAAAAUGUUAAGAAUCUCUGGGAUGCCUGGCUGGCUUAGUUCGUUAGCCUCCGACUCUUGAUUUCAGCUUGGGACAUUAACUCAGUCAUGAGAUUGAGCCCUGCAUCAGGCUCAACCCUGGGAGGGGGCCUGCUUAAGAUUCUCUUACUCUGCCCCUCCCCCACUCAUUCUCCAUCUUCCUUCCCUCCCUCCCUCCUUCCUUCUUUCUCGCUCUCAAAAUAAACUUUCUUUAAAAAUAUUGAUCUCUGCUACAGAUCAAAUCUGGAUAAGACCCUUGCAACUGGCUUAUACUGUCUAUACCUUUUCACCUCCCUCUCAGCUGUUAACAAGCUAUCAUCUCAUAUCAUUUCUUACCUGGUCUCUGUGGGGCAGGGUAUGAUUAACCUAAAUCACUUCUUUCUUGACUAGACACCAAGAUACUCCAACCUCAAUCCUGAAGUUUUUCUUACAUUAUUCUUUUCCCUUAAGUAUUGAUGUUUCCUACACAGUCUCUCCAUUAUUUAUAAGUAAUCAUUGGAGUAACUCCUUAAGCUAAAACCAGUAUUACUGAUUGCUGGCACUGUGUUUGUAGUCUUGUAUUUCUGUCUGAAUGCUUUAAACUUAAUUCAUCUUCUACCCAGCCUGUUAACUCUGGCUACACUCACUGCUCCAAAUCAGAAGUGUUAUUUCAUACUUGAUGCUUUUCUCUUACAUUCACAUCUCACUGAUUACCAAGUUUUUAAUUAACCCUGUUUACCCAUCAUCUGUACAAAAGCUUCAAGUGGAGGUCAAAUUCUGAAUUAUUGGGCUGAUCUAGGUCUCCAUUCUCAGUGUUUUGAAGUUGUCUAGGACUUACAACAUAAAUUUACAAUCUCUUUUGCAGUUUAGAUUCCUUUGAAAAUGAAUGCCAUUGACUCUGCCCGUAGAGAUUGCACACACAAUUUACCAACAGAUUUCAUUGGUUUUUGGUGUUCCCUUGAAGCCUAUCCAUGGUCUGUAGUUUUAAGAAUUACUAAUGAAACUCAUCAAGGGAACUUGCUUUCCAUAAUUUUUCAACUGUCACUUAAUCUAUGAGAUUAAAAACCUUAAUCUUUAAUCUCUAAGAACCUUAAGUUCUUAGAAUGAGCUAUUAAAAUCUAUUCUGUUAUUAAAAUUUGUUAGUUACUAGAGCUUCAUCUUCACGCUCUGUGAAACCUUUCCAAAUCCCUUCUAGCUACAAUGGCUACAAGUAGUUCUUUGUUGGGUUGGAAGCUCCAAUAGAGGAGAGGAUAGAAUCUUACACUUUAUUUCCUUCCUCACAUUGCCAUGUGCUAUGCCUGUCUGCUAGAGAUGGGAGAAUUAUAAAAACCAUGUUCUGCUUCAUUCUUUUAUGUUCACAAGGACAAUUAAAAAGAUACAAUUUCAACAUCUUUAAACUUUGGCUUUGUUGCUUCUGAAUAGUCAUUGGCUGUAGUUUCAACUCUUCUAUCCCUACCUAGCAAAAACUUCACCUGUUUUUGUGUAGUACCUGAAAAAAAAUUCAAAUGUUUAGACUAGUGGAUAGAACUGACCUUUUUUUUUUCUUUUAACUUGUAUUUGGUAAAGAGAUAGCAAGCAGUGGAGGGACACAGAUAGAGGGAGACAGAAUCCCAAGCAGGCUCCGCAAGGCUCCAGCACAGAGCCCAGUGUGCAGCUUGAACUCAGGAACCGCAAGAUCAUGACCUGAGCUGAAGUCAAGCGUCAGGUGCUUAACCAACUGAGCCACGCAGGUGCCCAGGACUGACCAUUUUUAAUGGUCAUUAUCCACUUCACUACUAGCUUCAUAGAAUAUAUAUCUUCUUCACUACUAGCUUCAUAGAAUAUAUAUAUAUAUAUAUCUUCAGUAGUGUUGUUACAUUAGUACUAAAGUUCUUGAAAGUAUUUUUAACUGUUACAUAAAUUAACUUACACAAAUUUACCUGGUUUGCCAUCUUUAGGUGUUUGUACUUUCUGUGGGCUUGUAGGUAAACAUAAAAAGAAGAAAAAUUUCUCCAAGUCAUGUAGUACUUACACUUUGUAUCAUAAAAUCAUGUUAUAGUUGCUGUUGCUUUAAUGCCUUCUGAAAUGAAAACACUGUAGCCAAAUAAAAGACAAAGAUAAG
Molecule: messenger RNA, 5519 nt
Organism: Lynx canadensis (Canada lynx)
Lineage: Eukaryota; Metazoa; Chordata; Mammalia; Carnivora; Felidae
Product: multifunctional protein ADE2
Exons: 15
Coding region: 66-2291 (741 amino acids)
Biological process (GO): 'de novo' IMP biosynthetic process
Molecular function (GO): phosphoribosylaminoimidazolesuccinocarboxamide synthase activity
Source: RefSeq, a predicted model, not a curated record